Molecule: messenger RNA, 154 nt
Organism: Closterium sp. Naga37s-1
Lineage: Eukaryota; Viridiplantae; Streptophyta; Zygnematophyceae; Desmidiales; Closteriaceae
Source: the annotation of a GenBank genome assembly
AUGCCGGGUUUAAGAACCAUCAGGAGUAGGCUGUUCGGUGCGGCUCGGUUUGCGACGGUCGAGGGGGGACAGUGGACGUGCGGGAAACAGCGAACGCUGAGAGCGAAGCAGCGCACGGGUGCGGAGCCGCAACGUACUGCUAGUAGUACUGCGG